AUGGAGAUGUCAGCAACCUCAGCACUGCAGGCAGAGGCCAUCUGCCCAAUCUGCCAGGACAACCUCAACAAUCCUGUGACCCUUAAAUGCCAGCACAACUUCUGUGUAACCUGCAUCCGCAUGAAAUGGAAGAAUCUACUGAAAACAUUCCCUUGUCCUGUCUGUCAUCAGACCCAAGAGGGGAGGCGUGUCAGUGUCAACCCACAGCUGGGAAGGCUGGUGGACCUGGCCAACUUCCUGCAGGGCUCCAGGGACAGCAGAAUGGCACGGGAAAAUGAGCCCAGGUGUGCAGAGCACCAGCAAGAGCUGAGCUUCUUUUGUGAAGAUGACAAAAAGCUGAUGUGUGCCAUGUGUACCAAAUGUCCUGAACACCAAGGCCACCAUAUAAGAUCUAUGAAGGAAGCUGCAUCCCAUUAUAGGCAACAGCUUGGCGAGUACAUUCAUCUUUUGAAGAAACAGAUGGAAGAGGUGAAGAGACUGAUAGUCACCCAAGACAGGAAGAUCCUGCAACUGCAAGAGGAGGUGAGAAAGCAGAGGAUGCAAUACAACUUGGACUAUGAGCAGUUCAAGCAGUUUAUGGACUGUGAGAAAAACGCAUAUCUUACCAGGAUGGAGGAAGAAGAGAAUCACCUGCUAAGGCAGCACAAUGUUAGCAUGGCCGCCCAUUCAGCCCACAUCGACAAGCUGAGGGACCUCAUCGUGGAGGUGGCAGAGCUCAGCGAGAUGUCGGAGGAGAUGGUUCUGAGGGGCCUAAAGGGCCUCCAGCAGCACUACAAGGGCCUGGAUCCGGCCCCAGCCGUGCAGCUCCUCAACUUCAGGCCCUUGUACUACAGCCUUCCUCCUCUGUGCUCAGUGCUGAGCAACAUCAUCCAGAAGUUCCGAGAAAAUGUCACUCUAGAUCCCCAAACAGCUCACCCCACUCUGUGCGUGUCUGAGGAUCUUAAGUCUGUGACCUGGGUGAAGCAAAGGCUCAGAGUGGGUGAGAAACCCAAGAUAUGGGAAGCCACCGCUGCACUGGUGGUCCUGGGCCGGGAAAGGUUUGCUUCUGGUCGACAUUACUGGGAGGUGCAGGUGGGCCACAAGCCCGAGUGGGCCGUGGGCGUGUGCACAGAUGCCCCUUGCAGCGAGGGGCAGUGGUUCCCAUCAGGUAGAAAGAGACAUUGGAUAAUCCAGCUGCAGGACGGCAAGUACCUGGCUGCAGGCUCUGCGGUGGUGCCGCUGUUUCAGACGGACAAGCUCACCGUGAUAGGCAUUUACCUGGACUAUGAGCUGGGCCAGGUUUGCUUCUACAACGCUAGUGACAGGUCUCACCUUCACUCUUUCUCAGAGACCUUUGUUCAGGUACUAAAGCCGUACUUUGGUACCGGAUGUGACUCUGAACCUCUUAGGAUCUGUGUAGUAGAUUAUGAAGGAUGA
Molecule: messenger RNA, 1416 nt
Organism: Suncus etruscus (white-toothed pygmy shrew)
Lineage: Eukaryota; Metazoa; Chordata; Mammalia; Eulipotyphla; Soricidae
Product: tripartite motif-containing protein 75-like
Exons: 1
Coding region: 1-1416 (471 amino acids)
Molecular function (GO): protein binding; zinc ion binding
Source: RefSeq, a predicted model, not a curated record